Wickerhamiella sorbophila is the source of this 387-nucleotide messenger RNA. RefSeq names its product Altered inheritance of mitochondria protein 11. Bases 1 to 387 code for a protein of 128 amino acids. The record is from RefSeq and is a predicted model, not a curated record. The transcript has a single exon. Gene Ontology annotation, cellular component: mitochondrion. Lineage: Eukaryota; Fungi; Ascomycota; Dipodascomycetes; Dipodascales; Trichomonascaceae.
AUGUCAGCAGACGAAUCGGAAAAGCGAUUUUUCAAACAGGGCACAUGGGUGGUGGGCUCUGCCGCGGUGACUAUUACCGCUGCUCUUUUAUCUAGACGGUCUGUGAGAGCCCGUAUGUACCGACCCAAGACGUUCGAGGCCAACCACAUACCGCCAAAGUUCAAUAUGACAAAAGACGCAGCCUUCGCCAUGGUUGACGCAACCCUGCUGUCCACUGGCUUUUUCGCAUUCGGAGUGGCCUCAACCUGCUGGCUCAUGGACGUCUCAUCUUUUGAACAGUUUGGCCGUAAAAUGAAGGCAUAUUGGGGCGCCGAGGAGCGAGAGAAGCAGGUUCUGAAGGAGGCCGACAAAGAGAUCGACGAGGCCGUCCAGACUUGGUUCAAAUGA